Didymosphaeria variabile is the source of this 1233-nucleotide messenger RNA. RefSeq lists its product as uncharacterized. The transcript has 3 exons. Bases 1 to 1233 code for a protein of 410 amino acids. The record is from RefSeq and is a predicted model, not a curated record. NCBI's taxonomy places the organism in Eukaryota, Fungi, Ascomycota, Dothideomycetes, Pleosporales, Didymosphaeriaceae.
AUGCCGGCCAUGCUUGAGAGUGCUGUGCCUCCACCGCCGCAUCUGCAGCUCUCCACCUCCUCUCCCUGGCCCCCGUACUCGUCUCACUGCUACGCCUCUACUGCCUCUUCGCCCACUCCCAUGACACCAGAGUCGCUGACUACCUUUGUCCCGCGUUUGCACGACAGCCCGCUUCCCACGCAAGAAGCUCCUCCCUCUUCGAGUUGGUUCGGCGCCUCGGUUUCGGCCCCAGACCCUCAAAACGAGACUUUUGGUGCCUUUUCAUAUAGCCAGCCCUUUAUUCCUUCACAUCCGUCGUCUGCUGGUCCAUAUUCACCACACCACCAUUUCUCGUCAACAUCUGACGUGGCAGUGUCUGCACCAUCGAGCAUAGAGCACCCAGCAGGCAACUUCUCUCCAAUUUCACAGUGCUCGCGAGGCUCCGAAGGGCCACGGCCGGAGUACGUCCGUCAGCACCAGGAACCCUCUCCCGACGCAUCCACCCAUCUUUCCGGAGGUCUUUCGCCGUGUCGAUCUCGAAGCACUCCCCUCGACUACCCUUCUUGGACCAUGAAUCCGCUCGGUAUUUCCGGAUCGACCAUGCACCAACACUUUUAUUCUAGCCCGACGUACCCUCGAAGUCCCCGCAUCAGCGAGCCUGGUAUGGAUUUAUCGGGCGAUUUGCCGAAUGGACGCCGCCUAUAUGCCCCAAUCGCUCCCCACCCAACUGGUUCUCGCACAAGCGUUCCGAAGCGAUCCCACGAAGAUGAUGACGACCAGUCAGAUCAAAUCAAAAGGAGAAAACGAUCGGACUCUAGCACUUCAGCGACCAUCGAGCUGGGCGACGAGGAUCGUCUUCUAAUCAGACUCAAAGACGAGGAAAGCAUGCCUUGGAAGGAUAUCGCCGCUCGCUUUCAGUCAGACCUGGGCAAGACGUACCAGAUACCCGCGUUGCAGAUGCGCCUGAAGCGGCUACGUGAACGCAUGCGAGUGUGGACCGAGCCCGAUGUCAAGGCACUUCGUAUGGCGCAUGAGUAUUGGGUUCAAAGCAAGUUCGACAUCAUUGCCCAAAAGAUGCUCGAGUACGGUGCAUCAGAGAAGUGGACCGCUCGGCAGUGUGCGCGCAAAUGGGCCGAAAUCGAUCCCGGCCCAACCCCUUACACGACCUAUGAGCACCAUAUGCCAACAUACGCUGCUUACACCAUGAGUCCCGUGGAAGCACACCACUUCAUGCCAUAUGUUCACAUUCAAUAA